Oncorhynchus mykiss (rainbow trout) is the source of this 2468-nucleotide messenger RNA. The record is from RefSeq and is a predicted model, not a curated record. Lineage: Eukaryota; Metazoa; Chordata; Actinopteri; Salmoniformes; Salmonidae.
AUGAUCGAGAACCAAUGGGAAGACCAUGGGUCGGAAGGUAGGCGGGGCCUAGUCAACACUACGGCGGAAAAUGGCGCCCAGCUCGAAAUCAGAAAAGGACGGUAACAAACAAACGCAGAGAAAACACAAAGAACAUGUCGUUAAGCUUCUGAACCGUGGAAAGUUGUCUGGCCAGUAUUCUCAGCGCUUGUUCCGGAAACUACCCCCGCGCGUCUGUGUUCCCCUGAAGAACAUAGUCAGCGAGGAGUUCCUCAGAGCAGGACACAUCUUCCUGGGGUUCACUAAGUGUGGUCGUUACGUGUUGUCCUACACCAGUGACUGUGGAGAGGACGAUGACUUCUCCUUCUACACCUAUCACCUCUACUGGUGGGAGUUCAACCUACACAGCAGACUCAAACAGGUGCACCAUGUGCGUCUGUUUACAGGUGAGGACAUCUACAGUGAUCUCUACCUGACAGUGUGUGAGUGGCCCAACGACCACUCCAAGAUCGUCAUCUUUGGCUUCAAUACUCGUAGCUCCAGCUCAGUGUUGAUGAAUCUGAUGAUGAGUGAUGAGAACAACAGAGAUAUCUACAUCACCAUCGCCUCCAUGCCUCCUCUCAGACCCUGCUCUCAGUGCUGCCCUCCAAAUACCUCUACCAUACGCACAGGUAGUGGAGAGUGUCUGGAACAUGGCUAUAUGUUGAACAGUCGGUACCAGGUGGUCUAUCCCUUCCCCACCUUCCAGCCUGCCUUCCAGCUGAAGAAAGACCAGGUGAUCUUCCUCAACACCUCCUAUUCCCUGGUGGCCUGCUCUGUGUCCCUCUGUCCAGCAGGUGAGCAGGGUCAUUCCUCUCAGAUCCUGUUCAGAAAGAGAGCCACAGCCCCCACCUUAGAACAUCAAACCCCUCCAUCGCCCUCUUCAUCCUCUUCCUCUCACGGGUCUCCCGACAGCCGCCUGCUAACUGCCAAACCAAGCCCCGCCCCUCUUUCCCCUAGCCAAUCACACGCUGCCGCCCGGGCGCGAGAGUUCGCCGCCGACCUCUUCAGACGUGCCCAGGGAGGAGGGAGAGAAAACGAGGGAGGGGAGAGGAGAGGGAAUCCGGAGGGGAGCGAAGUAGGAGAGGAGGCUGUCGUGACUGAGAGAGAAGGGGUGAGCGUGGAGAGGGACAGAGAACAGAGGGAAGACACACAAACGGAUCAACUGACUAGCGUACCACAGACUUCCACUUCAGCUGGGAACCAAAGUUUGUUGCGACCUUUGCCGGAGGACUCUAUUCAGUGUAGUGCGAUGACGUCUCCUGCCUCCUCCUCCUCGUCCCCCCCCACUCCUCAUUCUUCUCAGGAAGCAGGCUGCAGCGAGCCGGGAUAUGUCAACUACACCCGCUUGCAGUACCGCAUGCCACAGCCGGGGGCGCCAGAACAGGAUGCAGGAGGUUAUGAGGAUGAUAAGGUCCAGCUGCCCUUCACUGUGACUGACCUGAAGGGACGCAACCUACAGCUGGUCACUGGGCCCCACAACGGACAGAGUGUGUGUGUGGAGCAGUUGACUCUGGACUUUGAGUACCUGAUCAACGAGGUGAUCCGGAGCGACGCCCGCUGGGCUGCUCAGUUCUGUUCCUUCAACGACUACGACGUUGUUAUACUGGAGGUGUGUCCAGAGACUAACACAGUGGUGAUAAACAUUGGGCUGCUGCUUCUGGCGUUCUCCAACCCUGAAGAGGAACACUGCAGGCCCAACACCUACCACUCCAGUCUGCAGGUGAGCUGGGACCUCAACACAGGAGUGUGUCACACCGUCGGGGUCGGUGACCUCACUGAGGUCAAGGGUCAGACCAGUGGCAGUGUAUGGAGUUCGUACAGGAAGUCGUGUGUGAACACAGUGAUGAAGUGGCUGGUUCCGGAGAGCAGCUCUCGUUACAUCAACCGCAUGACCAACGAGGCCCUGCACAAAGGUUCCUCUCUACAGGUGUUGGCUGACAGCGACCGGAGUACCUGGAUCAUACUAUGAGGGACAACAGAGGGGUGUCCUGACACCAGAGGCUCGGACUGUCACACACACACACCCACCGACACACACCCAUCCACACACCGACACACACCCAUCCACACACCGACACACACCCAUCCACACACCGACACACACCCAUCCACACACCGACACACACUCAUCCACACACCCAUCCACACAUACAGCAAGCCUGUUUAGCUGCUACAGUAACAGUCAUAGGAUCCCUCUCAAAUGGCACCCUAUUCCCUCCUAUUCCCUCCUCCACAUGUGGUGCACUACGUUUCCAUUAUGCCUGUGGUGAGAAGUGGUGACCUUAUAGGACCUUCAGACUCCACUCUGGACCUGGAAACCAGUUCCCCUCUAAUCAGGGACUGAUUUAGACCUGGGACACCAGUUCCACUGUUCCCCUCUAAUCAGGGACUGAUUUAGACCUGGGACACCAGUUCCACUGUUCCCCUCUAAUCAGGGACUGAUUUAG